Messenger RNA from Triticum dicoccoides, 736 nucleotides. RefSeq lists its product as uncharacterized. The record is from RefSeq and is a predicted model, not a curated record. Lineage: Eukaryota; Viridiplantae; Streptophyta; Magnoliopsida; Poales; Poaceae. The transcript has a single exon. The annotation marks the transcript as partial.
UCCGCCGAGGAGCUCUUCCUCUCGGGCCGUAUCCGCGUAGGCUGCCUCUCCCCCAUCCGCCAAGAAACGGAUUGCAGGGAGCAGCAGGGGGAGGACGGGGGCGGCGUCGACGGCCGCUCGCCGCGGCCUCGCCGGACCAGGUCGGUUUCGCCGCCCCGGAGCCCGCGGCUCGCGAAGACUGCAGAGCCUGCCGACUCCUUGGCAUCAGCGUCGUCGUCAUCCUCCUCCUCUUCCUCUGCCAAGACCAUGCGGCGGAGGAUAUCGCUGCGGGACCUCCUCGGCCGCACCUGCAGCGAUCCCUCGAUGAGGCCGCCGGCUCCUAUUACCACCGCCGCCGAGAGAUCAGGAUCCUGGCUGCCAUCUAUCUGGCCGACGCGGGCCAAGAAAGCUCUGCCCUGCUCGGCGCCGCAGCCUGCUCGCCGGUCAGUUUCGUCGGUCAGGGCCGCAGCACCGGGCGGCGCGGGGCGCGAUGAGGGGCCGCGGCGGCGCACAACGUCUCUGCCGUACCGGCAAGGCCUGGUUCUUGGAUGCCUCGGCUUAGGAGCCCGGAGCUACGGGCUCGCAAAGUCCAUGCACCCCCUCUCCACGCGGUGAUCUCGGCACGUCUGGCAAGUGGCAAGGCAUAGUUUCAGGGCUUACCUGAAAAAUAUUUGAUGCGCUUUUAUCCCCAGUGCAAAAUGGGAACAAUGUUAUGUAUACAUCGCAAAUACAGUAUGAUUUUGUUCAGCCGGCUCAA